Molecule: messenger RNA, 1954 nt
Organism: Tachysurus vachellii
Lineage: Eukaryota; Metazoa; Chordata; Actinopteri; Siluriformes; Bagridae
Gene: nek12
Product: NIMA-related kinase 12
Exons: 3
Coding region: 479-1924 (481 amino acids)
Biological process (GO): protein phosphorylation
Molecular function (GO): ATP binding; protein kinase activity
Source: RefSeq, a predicted model, not a curated record
CGGAGAUGUCUUGACAAAACACAACAAAUUGUUCAUGGAGGUGACUUUAAUGGUUUUAAGCUAGCUAGUAAUGUUAGAAAGUAGGUAGAAAAGCAGCGAGAACGCUAAUGCAUAUCGAUUUAGUUUAGUCACAGCGUUGUUUAUGAGCAGAAGCAAAGUAAAUAUGUUUUUAAUAGUAAAGGAUAGAGUCAUAUCACGAUCGACACAGUAGUUAAUGAGCUACAUGUAGCAUAUUUCAAGCCAGGAUUGAUAGAACUACUGAUCUGUAAAACUUUUACCAUUAUUAUUAUUAUUUUGUUUACAAAGGUGUACAGGUGUUAAACCCCUCUAGUAACAGGUUUUAACAGCUAGCGCCUAAUUUAAUAAAAGCUUUAUUAUUGUACAGGUUUAGCUGAUCAGAUUAAUCAGACUGGCUGAAACAAUGCAGAGGACAGUGGGUUAAUGAGGAUAAGUUGAAAAGUUAGGUACGGAUAAAGACAUGGAAGCAUACGAGCAAAUUCUUGAACUUGGCAGAGGAGGAGCGGGUGUCGUCUUGCUGAUGAGACACAAAGAAACAAAGAAACUCUAUGCUGUGAAGAAAAUAGAAGUUGACAACUCUCGAAAAAUAAAGUCCAAAGACAACAUACUGCAGGAGGCUGAAAUUCUGAGGAAUCUGAAACACCCCCAUAUUGUGAUGUGGAGCGACACGUUCUGUGAUCCAGCAAAAGGGCACAUCUGCAUUGCUAUGGAUUAUUGUGACGGUGGGACGCUGGAUGAUCAGAUUAAAGGCAGAAAGGCUGAAGAAUAUUUCUCAGAGGCUACAGUCAUGAAAUGGUUUGUGCAGAUCGUUAUGGCGGUCAGUUACAUUCAUUCUGUAAGAAUUCUACAUAGAGAUAUUAAGCCCUCUAAUGUACUUCUAACAAAAAGGGGGAUGAUUAAGUUGGGAGAUUUUGGAAUAUCAAAGAUCAUGAGCCACACACUGGAUAUGGCCUCCACAUGUGUAGGGACACCCAGCUACCUCAGCCCUGAGCUGUGCCAGGAUGUUCCAUACAGCACCAAAUCUGACAUAUGGGCCCUUGGCUGUUUGCUGUAUGAGCUUUGUGCACUUAAACAGGCUUUUAUGGCUAAAAAUCUACUUAGUUUGUUUUAUAAGAUUAUAAAGGGUGAAUACAGCCCGGCACCUGCGAGCUACACAGAUAGACUUCACACUCUGAUUGAUAAGAUGCUGUGCUUAAUUCCUGACAGCAGGCCAAGUGCUAGCUGCAUCCUGGCCAUGUCUUAUGUUCAGGAACAGCUGGAACUGUUUAUUCAGCAUCAGGAGACAGAAUUGACAAAGGUUAAUGCUGAACCUAUACCUGCCGAGAGCGAAGAUGUCACAUUAACCUGGAACAAAACUGUUUGUAUUGAAGUGCCCGAAGCUGAGAAAAUGGAAGAAAAUUGUCAAACACCUGCUAUUGUAGAAGACGAGAUGACACAUGCUGGGACUGAGUCUGAUUAUUCCGAAGACUUUGAUGAAAAUGACAGCAUGUCAUCUAUUGAAGAUGACUCAAAGAAAAAUGCCUCCUCCUCUAGUUUAUUGCACGAGGGAGCUGAAGAAGAGCUGCACGGUCUCCCUGAUGAUGUGGACGCUAACGAGUACCCAGAUGACUUUGAGGAUGAGGAUGAAUUGGCUGAAGUGGUGAGCUGCGCUCGAAAUGCCAUGCAGAUUCUAACAGAUGAAUCUCUUGAGCUAAAGGACAGCGACGGUCCAUCGGUCACUAUGAGAACUCUGAGAGAGAAGUACAUAGAGGAUGUUGGACCUUCACUUUAUGAGGAGAUCAGUGAACAUUUUGUGACCGGCUUGAAACCAGAGGACCUUCAGCCACAGUUCCAGCACAUAGUAGGGAGCGACCAUCUGGAGACCUGCUACCUCAUAUUCAACAUUGACCAAGAGACAACGUGUUGAGCAUGCAGCCUUCUUAAAGACCUUAAAAGA